AUGGAUUCUCCAAAGCGUUCUUGGUCGUUGUCGACGCUGCCACCGGAGUUAAUAGAAGAAAUACUCUACAGGGCUCCGCCUGAAUCUCUGAUCCGAGCAAAACCGACGUGCAAGCAAUGGUACUCGCUCAUCACCAGCAAGAGAUUCAUCUACAAUCACCUCGAUCGCUCCCGCAAAAGAUUCAUAAGAACCGUUGGUACGGUGCAAGUCUUGGAUCCGGUGACAAGAACACGCUCAGAGACACCACUCCCAAAAGAGUUCCAACGUCCAUAUGGUGUAAGAACGAUGGUUCACUGCGAUGGGCUCUUGCUGUGUACGUGUGGUUACUUUAAUUACAGAAACACCAACCUCGCGAUUUGGAAUCCCGUUUUGAAGAAAAUCACAUGGAUCAAACCCUCGACGUGUUUCACAACUUCUGAUUACUACGGGAUUGGAUACGACAUCAAGAAGCCUCGUUAUGAGUACAAGAUCCUGAGGUUUACUGAUCACCGCUAUGAUCAUAAUGUUACGUAUGAUGAAGAUGGACCGGAGGUUGAGGUAUACGAGUGCAAGACUAACUCCUGGAGAACUCUUGACACCGAGGUUGAUUGGCAAGUAGACCUCUCGUGCAAAGGUGCGGCUGUGAUGGGGAACAUGUACUGGGUUGCUUGUAACCAUGGUGAACAAUAUAUUCUAGGUUUCGAUUUCUCCGUUGAGAGAUUCAAGGACGUAUGCUUUUGUCCUCCUCCCGCUUUCAAUAAUUAUCUAGCUUGUUACAAUGGAGAUAGAUUGUCUUUGCUACAGCAAGAUGAAGAAGAGCCAUGGGAUAUUGUGGUGUGGGUUACAAACAAGUUGGCUGAUGUGGAUGUCUCGUUCACCAAGUAUUUCAGUGUGUCCCGACCAGAUGUUCCGGCGUUACUGGACCAUACUGAUAUGGCUAAUCCGGUAUACUUCAUUGGCAAGCAGAAGCGUAUCAUAGCAUGGUGCGAGCGAGAGGUAUUUGGAGGUGAUGAUGAGAUUCCUCCUACUUGCAUCAUUUUCAAUGAAAUCGAUGAGGGUGGGGUAAGAACACAUCUUGAGACAGAACGACACUGCAGGUAUGGCUAUUUUGGGACUUUCUUUUGUGGCUAUGUGUACGUUCCAAGUCUGGUCCCUCUUCCUGUGUAA
This is a messenger RNA of Brassica rapa (field mustard), 1146 nucleotides long. Its product is annotated as putative F-box only protein 15. The record is from RefSeq and is a predicted model, not a curated record. Lineage: Eukaryota; Viridiplantae; Streptophyta; Magnoliopsida; Brassicales; Brassicaceae. Gene Ontology annotation, molecular function: protein binding.